Molecule: messenger RNA, 447 nt
Organism: Rotaria sp. Silwood1
Lineage: Eukaryota; Metazoa; Rotifera; Eurotatoria; Philodinida; Philodinidae
Source: the annotation of a GenBank genome assembly
AUGGGUCUUCUACCAGCCUAUCUUGACAAAAUAGAAGAAUUAUCCAAAUCAGAACAAGAUACACCUCGUCAAGUUUAUGUUUUUCUUUCUUUCUAUCCAUCGUUUGAAUUAUUUAAACAACUUCGAAUACUUUAUUUUCAUUUUACCGGUGAAGGUAUCGAUCGAGAAAUUGUUGAAAGAGCUCUUAAUUCAAUAUUGCAAACGACUAUUGACACUUUAUCAAUCAAAGAUAUGAACACAGAUAAUAGAUCAUCAUUAGGAAAUGUUAUUGUUGAUUUUUUUCGCUUAAAAUCACUCAAGCGAUUUUCUCUUAUGAUCAAUAUUAUAUUUAUAAAUUGGAGUGAUUUGGCGAACGUCUCAUCAAAUAUUGAACAUUUGACUAUUUCCGGUAUACAUUUUCGAUUUCAACAUUUACAAUAUAUUUUCCAUUGUGCUCCUCCAUCUUAA